Messenger RNA from Leopardus geoffroyi (Geoffroy's cat), 5395 nucleotides. It is a transcript of the gene BRI3BP, whose product is annotated as BRI3 binding protein. The record is from RefSeq and is a predicted model, not a curated record. Bases 278 to 1012 code for a protein of 244 amino acids. Gene Ontology annotation, cellular component: mitochondrion. The transcript is spliced from 3 exons. Lineage: Eukaryota; Metazoa; Chordata; Mammalia; Carnivora; Felidae.
GGGGAGACGAAGCAGCCUCCAGCCGCACCGGCCCCGCGCGGGGUCGUCGGCGGGGUCGUCGGCCGGCUCCCGGCGUCCGGGGGGCGGGGCGAGGCGUGGGCAGGGCCGUCGCGGCUUUGCGCGCGGGGCGGGGCAGGUGGCGCUGCGACAGCGGCGGCGGCUGACAGAGGCGCGGCGCGCGGCCCCCGAGCGCGCUAACGCGGUCCCCGCCGGAGCCGCGGCGUCCCCGGUGCGGCCCUCGGCCCCGCUCCCGACCCCGCAUCCCGCCGGCCCCAGGAUGGGCGCGCGCGCCUCGGGCGGGCCCCGGGCCCGGCCCGGGCUCCUGCUGCUUCUCCUGCUGCUGCUGCUCGGGCUCCUGGCCCCGGGCGCGCAGGGGGCGCGGGGCCGCGGCGGCGCCGAGAAGAACAGCUACCGCCGCACGGUCAACACCUUCUCGCAGAGCGUCAGCAGCCUGUUCGGCGAGGACAACGUGCGCGCCGCUCACAAGUUCCUGACCAGGCUGACCGAGAGGUUCGUGCUGGGGGUGGACAUGUUCAUCGAAACGCUGUGGAAAGUUUGGAUGGAGCUCUUGGAUGUUCUUGGACUUGAUGUGUCGAACCUGUCCCAGUAUUUCAGCCCGGCCUCGGUGGCCAACAGCCCGGCCCGCGCCCUCUUGCUGGUGGGCGUCGUCCUCCUGGCCUACUGGUUCCUGUCUCUGACGCUGGGCUUCACCUUCAGCCUCCUGCACGUGGUGUUCGGCCGCUUCUUCUGGAUCGCCCGGGUCAUCCUGUUUUCCAUGUCCUGCGUCUACGUCCUGCACAAGUACGAGGGGGAGCCGGAGAACGCAGUCCUGCCCCUGUGCUUCGUGGUGGCCAUCUACUUUAUGACCGGGCCCAUGGGUUUCUACUGGCGCAGCGGCCCCAGCGGCCCCAGUGUGGAGGAGAAGCUGGAGCACCUGGAGAACCAGGUCAGACUGCUCAACAUCCGCCUCAACAAAGUGCUGGAGAGUCUCGACCGCACCAACGGCAAGUGACAAUCAGCCAGCCGGCCGGGUCCCCCCGUACCAGCGCCCUGCCUCAGAAAGCAAAAAAGAAGAAGGAAAAAAAGAACAGCAAACCCCAAACAGUCCUAAUAAACAUUCCCGAGCAGGAACCGGGGGCGCUUUGCGAGGGUAUUUCCGGCCACGUGUCAACCCCUGAGACACGUUCCCAGAGGAAUGACAGGAUCGUUUUGCGGACCUACCCGCGAGGGGUCGUUAGUGGGGGAGGAAAUAUUUUUUGAAACAAAGGAUAUAACCAUAUUAGCUGUAUGGUAAGAGUUUAUCUGUGCAUAGUGCAUAAAGUUAAUUUUUUCAAGCACUUAAAUACAUCUUUUGUAAGGUUUUUUAAUAAAGGCAGAUCGAGUCAAGUUUAAUAAAACUUUACACUGAGGGGGAGAAUAUGCUAAUCGGACAUUUUAGACGAAGAGUUCCAGCGUCACUGUUUGUUGUCACGGCAUAGGGAUUGGUGGGUGAGGUCUGUGUGCGUUCUUCUCAUGUUCCAGAACCGUGAACUUCGUUUUGUGUCAUUUUUGGUUGACGGUGACUUAGCUGAUGGAUGUCGUCGUUUCUGGAUGUGGGUGGUUGGGGUCCAGGACGAAACUAAACAUCUUCUGGGUCCUCGUGACCCCAGCCAGGCCCCCGUCAAUUAUAUUUCUAAAUGGAGAAAGAGAUCGUUAUUCAUAGCAACCCUGAGAUCGUUUGUUUCUGUUUUUGUUUCUGUUUUUGUUUUUGUUUUCCCUUUCCGAAGUUCGAUGCCGAGAGCUACCUGGGUGAGUGCCAAAACUCCCCCUGUCCGGAGUCUAUCUGAUGCCCCGGUAUCACCAUUUGCCAGCUAGACUUGUAGAGAAAAGGUACGCUCUCAAGGGUUUUUAUUUGUGUCACUGUAGUGUGGGUUGACUCGGGACCUCGGAAUUAAAACAAACUCUAGCAGCUAAUAACAUUUUCAAGUCUCUUGCUGCUUAUAAGGCAUUCUCAGGAGCAGUAAGCAGCAAUAAACACGCCUUGGAGAAGAUCCGAAUUCUUUUUCCUGAAAUUUUUACGACACACGUGUUAUGUGCUUUCUGUGUGAAGUCCGUGGUGCCCUCAUUUUCGGCGGCGCCUCGGGGCAGAGAGGGACAUACCGGGCAGACGGCGAUGGGGGUCCUCGACAGGGGCGCCUUGCGAGGCUGGAUCAGGGCUCGAUGCACGCGGCCCAGUGUAGGCCCCCCCCACCAGGCCUGUUGGUAAGCAUCAGGCAACACAUGAACAAGGAAAGGGAGUUCUGGCCGCCACAAUCCUUCCCAGCCCACCUACGUGCCCCGGCGGCCCCCCAACAGAGCCUCUGUACGCAGAUUUGCAGACCCCCUCCCCCCCAGUUGGAUCGGGUAGAAUCCCACGGUCCACCCAUCGUUCCGGAGAAACACUCAGCUGUCUGCUAACUCCUGUGCGGUUUCCGUGAGGUUUGGAGCGGAUGUUUCUGAGAAUGUUUACGAAACCUCUGUGUGUGAGGUGCACGUAACGGGACCCAACCUUUGCAGCAUUCGGUUCGCUUCCUGAAACGCAUACGUGUUUUCCGGGGUCUGCCCCGGGGCAAGCCUUUCUCCGGGGACAUUUGGAGCCCGAAGCCGUUGCAGUCAGAAUCUUGGAGGCCAAUCUCUUUUAGCACAAGGGGUAUAAAAAAUAGCCCUGGGGAGGCCAUCCCGGCCUGCCUUCCUCUUGUGCGUUUGGCUCUGGUGCAUCGGGCGCGUUGAGAUCCCAAAACAUUGCUUUGCUCGUGUUGGCCAGGGCAGAACUGGCAUUCUCUGCACACAGCUUGUAAGUCCUAAACUGUCACCGGUCUGGAUGGAAUAUCCACUCUGUUCCCCCGGCCGCCUUCCCCCGCGAACCCUGAAAGGCACCGUGCUGUGUUGGGGUCGACAGGAAAACCGUUUUCACUUCCGGUAAACCAAGGGAGGCGCGUGCACCUGGGCACUGGCGCGCGGAGGCCGUAAGCAGCAGGUAGAAAUCGCUGUUGGUCACAUGCGCUGUUUCCACCCCAUUAGCCAAGGGUUGGGCUCUCUGAGGCCAACCUUGCAAUUUCAUGCACUGCGAUGAAAGACGGCUUUAUUUUUAAUGAAAGCACCUACAGUUACAAAGGAGUAUCACUUCCGGGCAGAACAUUCUUUGGAAUUCUGGUAGAAGCCAUGGACGUUCGGUCUGAACAACGCCUGCUUUUUAACGCAUCCAUUUGACUUUUGUUUUGGGGCCUCGUCUUAACCCCAAAUAGUUGGGGAUUUUGUUUUCUCUCUCUCCGCUCCACGGAAGCUUGUUAGGGUAUUUGGCCUUUCCCGCUACUCCCCGUGUGUUUCUUUUUUCUCUCUUUUGUACAUGGGAAAAAAAAAAAAUGUAUUUUUGUACCACAUCUCAUACCUGGAAGAGAAACCUUUUUUUAAUGUCUUCUGGGUUGUAGGACCUAUUAGGGCGACACUUCAUAUUCAGCGUGAUCUAAAAAACCCUGACAGAAACGACCGUGGAUGGGUUCGAAUUAAGACUCUGUUUUCUAGAGAUCUUAAACUCGACUAGUUUUUAUUUCCCAGUGCCUCAGUAACAACCAACGCCAAGGACAGAAAAGGAAAAGGACCGGCCGUCUCACAAUUGCUGGACUAGAGUGGAUCUUCUGGAGUCUGUGUUCAGAGGGACCUGUUCCCUGACGUGUUAGCAAAGACGCUUCCGUGGUACGUCAGCCCUCCACAAAGGCAUUCCCCGUACCGGUCAAGAUCAGCAUCCCCUGGCUUCCGGGGGCGGGGGGGGGGGGUGGGGGGGUGGGGGGUGGUUUGGCCUCAUGUUUCCGUGAUAACCCACAUCACUUCUGGGGGCAAAACGCAGCAACGGAAUUUCUUGAAAGCUGCUCUUGUGAACUGUGCCGGGGUCUCCAUUUACGAAGGUUACCUGGGUGACAGCACGGGGGCUAAUCCCGUUGAGAGAAGGUUCUUGGCACGGUUCCCUAAAGCACCUGGCCGCAGCAUGCCUUGCAGGGCCUCGCGAAGCCUCACACGGGGUCGGGACGCGGACUGGGUGUGUGUCUGGGCUCCGUCACCGUGGUGGGAGGAAGCAACGGGUUUGAACACGCCUUACCGGUGCCAGGCGCGGACGUGCAGGUUGGGGGGCAGUGGUCGGGAGGGUUGUGAUGUGACUUUGCACGCCCGUGAGGGCUGGCUCGGGGGGAAUGUGUAAACCACCUUGAUUGCCGGUCUGCCUCCGAUUCAGCGGCCUCACGGAGAGGUUAGGAAAAACACGCCAAAGCCAACGCAUCCAAAACACAGUUAAUACGCCUUGUCGUUAGCAGAAAUUCUGAACCGUUCCAUCUCUGUGCUUCCUGGUACUCCCCAAGAUGCUUUAGGUGAAGGACGUCGGGUAACUUCUCCCUGACGGGGUUCGAAUUGCCUGACUGAACCCAAAAGCCAGCUCCGGCCAUCCAGCUGGCUUGUGUUAGCAGGAAUUCCUAAGGCCCUGAGGUGUCACCCCCUCGUCCCCAAAUCAAAAUAGUAAUGAUAAUAGAUCUCCAUUCCACAAAGUUUUGUUUACGGUCCUUGGAGUCUUGGACUUUUUGCCCCUCACUUGUGAGUGGUGAGCGAUAGAAUCAUCUAUUUUUUGCGGGGUCUAACAUAGUACCCUUAAAAUUAGUAACGGACAGCCGUCGAUAGGAUAUACAGUCUCUGGGAGGAGCGGGCUUUGUUCAGCGUCUUGAGUUUUUUGCAGGAGACACAGCAGGACCAGUUUUUUCCCCUGUGGUGGCAUAAAAAGCUGAUGAUCAUUUGCAUCGUUUACGGGAAACCUGUGGCAGCUAACGGUGUCAUCGACCCUAUGUCCCCACGUCUUUUCGCAGAUUUCAAGGUUUUAUUGUGGUGUCAGCCUAACAGUCGCAUGUGUGUCCAAUCUCUGGGCACCGUGCAAUUCAACUGAUUUCUUGUGAUGGUGACGGUGAUUUGUGGUCACUUAAAAUCCAGCGAAGCAAUCCUUUAUUUCCCUCUGAACUGGAAAUCAUACUAGUGACGUAACGGUGUCCAUUAUCAAACAGUGCGUUCGUGAUUGAGUUCAUCCUUUGUGUAUCUGGUUAUCAAUUUUAUGCAGCAUUUGAUUUCACGCUUAAUCUAAACCCAUCGGAUUUGAAUACGCUGGUGUGCGUGUGUGUCUGUGCUGUGUGCACAUUUUCGUUGCCUAAAGCCUUGGGAAACUGAUUCUGUGAGUGUCGAAUAGAGACCUGAAUGUAUAAGGCUUCUUUUAUUUGCAAAAUGCUACAUACAUUCCUCUUAUUUAUUAAAUCACUGGCUUUAGUGUUCUGUAGAGAUAUUUGUAGACCGAUUUCAGAACAGAAUGAAAAUAUUGUGAAAAUUGCGGCUCAAUAAACGUUUAUUGUAA